AGACUAUUCCUGCUUGCAUUCAACUCUCCUAGCCUUGUGCCUUCACUGUUCUCCGCAUUCCACAGGCAAAAACGAGAGAGAUUUCAAUUUCAAGACACAAGGGGAGGAGGGGAGCCCAUAGGAAAACAGAACAUAGGCACUGCAAAACCAUGGACACAGUUUCAGGUUUUCCAACCUCCAUCAUCUUCUUAAGCCUAACCCUGCAAAUCAUGCUUUGCUUGACCUCGAAAGAGCAGAUUUACACAAGCUUCGAAGGGGAAGUAUCAGCUGCAGCAGAGGAGGAUCAUCAAUCAUCAUCAUGUGGAGGUGUUGCAGAGCGGUUGCAAGUAGGUUCAUGUGCACCUCAACUUCAACCUCAACCUCAACCUCAACCUCAACCUCAAUCUCAGCCGUUGGAUGGUGGGACCAUGUGGGACUGGCUCCUAAAGACCCCAUCUUGAGUGUUACAGAGGCGUUCCUGGCUGACACUAACCCCUACCGGAUCAAUCUCGGAGUGGGGGCUUAUAGGGACGACGAAGGGAAACCGAUAGUGCUUCAGUGUGUUCGAAAUGCGGAGGCCAAAAUUGCGGGUAGUGAUUUCAUGGAGUCACAUUCAAAUGCAGUUAGUUCAAAACUUGUUGAGGAAAGUGUGAAAUUGGUUUAUGGUAGAGAUGCAGAUGUAGUUAAAGAAGGGAGAUUUGCUGGAGUUCAAGCUCUUUCUGGCACUGGUGCUUGUCGUCUGUUUGCUGAGUUCCAGAGGCAUUUUUACCCUGAAUCACAAAUCUUUUUACCUGUGCCAACCUGGUCCAACCACCACAACAUUUGGAGAGAUGCCCAGGUUCCAGAGAGAACCUUCCGCUACUACCAUCCUGAUUCGAAGGGAUUACACUUUAGAGCACUCUUGGAUGAUAUCAAGAAUGCCCCAAAUCGUUCUUUUUUCUUACUCCAUCCUUGUGCUCAUAAUCCAACUGGAGUUGACCCUACUGAGGAACAGUGGAGGGAAAUCUCGCUUGCACUCAAGGCAAAGAAUCAUUUUCCCUUCUUUGACAUGGCUUAUCAAGGUUUUGCCAGUGGUAAUCUUGAUAAAGAUGCCCAAGCAAUCCGGAUAUUUCUUGAUGAUGGACAUUUAGUUGGCUGUGCUCAGUCCUUUGCGAAGACUAUGGGAUUAUAUGGACACAGAGUGGGAUGUCUCAGCAUUCUUUGCAUGGAUUCAAAGCAAGCUAGUGCAGUUAAAAGCCAACUACAGCAGAUUGCCAGGGCAAUGUACAGCAGCCCACCUGUUCAUGGUUUAUUAUUGGUUUCAACAAUCUUGAGUGAUCCGGAUUUAAUGGCCCUUUGGGUGGAAGAGGUGAAGGUUAUGGCAAAUCGUAUUGAGAAAAUGCGGGCUACUUUGCGUGAAAAUCUGGAGAGAUUGGGUUCUCCUCUCAAUUGGGAGCACAUAACUGACCAGGUUGGGAUGUUUUGCUUUUCUGGAUUAUCUCAAGAGCAUGUUGAUCGGUUAAGUAAAGAAUUUCAUAUCUACAUGACUCAUGAUGGCCGGAUAAGCAUGGCAGGUGUAACCACAAGCAAUGUGAAGUACUUGGCAAAUGCAAUACAUGAAGUUACCAGAUCAACUAAAGCUGCCUAGAUUCUCACAUCAGGUUUUGUUACUUUUUUAUACGGCUGAUUUGUACCUCCAAUGUAGGUACCUUACAUUUGACAUCGUACUGUUGUCCACAAACAUUUGAAAGUCAAUGUUUCAAGGGAUAAGAAAGAAGCCCACUGUACAAAUUUGUGUGGUUCAUCUUAGCUGUUGUGACACAAAUCAGAAUUCUUUAACAGAUAAGAGAGGGAUAAUGCAAGCAGAGGCAUUUUUAUUUUC
This is a messenger RNA of Malania oleifera, 1840 nucleotides long. RefSeq names its product aspartate aminotransferase, mitochondrial-like. Bases 299 to 1606 code for a protein of 435 amino acids. Gene Ontology annotation, biological process: amino acid metabolic process; biosynthetic process. Lineage: Eukaryota; Viridiplantae; Streptophyta; Magnoliopsida; Santalales; Ximeniaceae. The record is from RefSeq and is a predicted model, not a curated record. Gene Ontology annotation, cellular component: mitochondrion. Gene Ontology annotation, molecular function: pyridoxal phosphate binding; L-aspartate:2-oxoglutarate transaminase activity. The transcript is spliced from 10 exons.